Tricharina praecox is the source of this 1032-nucleotide messenger RNA. Its product is annotated as Alpha/Beta hydrolase protein. Bases 1 to 1032 code for a protein of 343 amino acids. The record is from RefSeq and is a predicted model, not a curated record. The transcript has 3 exons. Lineage: Eukaryota; Fungi; Ascomycota; Pezizomycetes; Pezizales; Pyronemataceae.
AUGCGCCCAGCACGCAUCCUAUAUCUCGCCGCGCUCCCGCUCGCGCUCGCGGCCAGCCCGGACGCCGACACAGGCGCCGACACGCCGCACUACUGCAGCUACAUCUACGUGGGCGCGUCUUACCCCCUCCCUGUCCCCCCCCCCCCCCCCCCCCCACUUGCGCCCAUCCUCCUCCUCCACGGCAACGCGCAAACCGGCACCAACUUCCUAACCACGCCGAACGGGCGUUCGGGCUGGGCGUCGCACUUCCUUUCCGCCGGGCACACGGUGAUCCUUCCGGACCAGACGUUCCGCGGGCGCUCGCCGACCCCCUCAGGAUGCUGGCUAGUGGAGUACUCGGCCGAGUUUAUUGCGCGGCAGUUUACGGCGCCGCGGGGGUGGCCGCAGGCACAGCUGCAUACCCAGUGGCCCGGGGCGGGAACCCCCGGGGACGAGGUGUUUGAUAGGUACUAUAAGAGCACCGUGCCGUUUGAGGGGAAUGGUACGCUGCAGCAGGAGCGGAUGCGGGAGGUGUUGUUGGAGUUGGUUACUGGCGAGGAGGUGGGGGAUAGCGGGGUAGUGGUAGUCGCGCAUUUACAGGCGGGGUUGUUUGCGUGGGCGCUUGCGGAUGCGGUGCCAGGGAGGGUGAGGGCGCUCGUUGUCCUGGAGCCGAGUGGGCCGCCGUUUAGGGAGAGGGUGCGGAGUACGGCUCCCGCGAGGAGGUGGGGGGCGACGGAUAUUCCGCUGGUGUAUGAGCCGCACGUCGUGGAUCCUGAGACGGAGUUCAAGUUGCUGCUUGUUGCAGCGGGAGGCGCGGUUAGGGCGUUAAAGAGGCUGAGUGAUGUGCCCGUGCUGCUGGUCACCGCCGAGGCGAGUUAUCAUGCCGUCUAUGAUCACUGCACGGUGGCGUUUUUGAGGCAGGCCGGGGUUAAGGUCGAGUGGAUGAAGCUGUUGGAGAAGGGGCAGCGCGGGAAUGGGCAUAUGUUCUUCAUGGAGAAGGAUAGUCGCGAGGUGUGGAAGUUGGUGGAAGAGUGGAUCACGGGAUUGAAAUAG